Messenger RNA from Pseudo-nitzschia multistriata, 3155 nucleotides. Lineage: Eukaryota; Bacillariophyta; Bacillariophyceae; Bacillariales; Bacillariaceae. The record is from the annotation of a GenBank genome assembly.
GGAAGAGAAGUGCCAUAURGAAYAACAGCAAUGAAUUCACCAAUGGUUAUGGUGUUUGUACCUUGCAUCAAUCAAUAGACGAUAAAGCUUUCAUCCUCAACAGAUUCGUAAGAUAUAACAUCACACGAAGUGAACAUUACAUWUGCGAUAUGACUUCUGCAACGAACAGUCGGGAUGGCGAKUGCUGUAGUUCUGAAAGCGAAAACCAGAAUCACGAAACCGAAAGGCUAGACGAACUGUUCGACAGCAAAGGAGAAGUUGUCAAGGUAGAGAAUCUCGAAUUUAUACCAGGGAAUUUAGGUCAAGGAGCCUUUGGAACAGUUCGCCUUGCCMRGCGCACGUUCAAGUCAAGCUCCACCGACAGCUCAAGUAGUGGUUAUGUCGGUAGUUGCGAUAACAAUGCCCGAACUGCUAAUAAUCAAAGAUCGGUGAAAAGAUCACUCAAUCAGAAAUCAUGCUCUAUGCCACUCGGUCGCMUUUUUCGCAGUGACAGUCUUGAUUUGACCCAAAACAACAACGCCACGAGCAAUAAUGCUCAUCGAAAUCGUUAUAGGAGGCCUGCGGUGAACUCUAGUGGGUUUCACCUAUUCCGCAGUAGGUCGCGGGACUCUAUCCGAGAAAACCUAUUUGAUGAUUCAUACAACGAUGACGACCAACUCGUGGCCGUCAAGAUUUUCUCGAAGUCCAAUCUCAAACGCAGAAGAACUAUUGAACGUGAUAAAAGUACAAACCGCGUAAAAGUGAAGACAGCGCUCCAACAAGUGGAAAGGGAAAUUGCAUUGAUGAAAAAGCUUUCGCACCCAAACUUGGUACGACUUUAUGAAGUCAUAAACUCGCCUAAAAGUGAUAGUUUGUACAUGGUGUUGGAAUAUAUGCCGCUGGGAGAAAUUCUCACAUUUCAAGAACACGAUGGAACUUUCAAGAGGUCAGACAGUCUUCGUCACAAACAAAUUGAUGGACUCAUAGAUGGUGGAUAUUUUGAUGAAGAACAUGCAGCUCUGUAUUUCGUUGAUAUAUUACAUGGCUUGGCCUAUUUACAUCAGCAUCAUAUUUGUCAUCGUGAUCUAAAGCCUGAAAAUAUUCUAUUGAGCAACAGCGGCAUYGCUAAGGUUGGCGACUUUGGCGUAUCACACAUUUUUGAAGAAGAGGAUCAUGCACACCGCCGUCUUUCUGCUUCUGAAACGUCUGARAGGAAUAUAUUCAAAAAGAAAAGUUGGAGCUCCACAUCUUAUUCAUUGUUUUCGUCWGACSAAGACCAGCAGGAAAAGAACCCCACUGUUUUGACUCGCCAAGACACGGAUUCAGCGUAUUCUAUGGGUAGAAUGGCUGGAUCUGGAAUACUGACCAAAACUGAAGGCACCUGGUGCUUUUGGUCCCCUGAAAUGUGCAGUGAAUCAAAUUCACGAGGCUUUUCGGGGUAUGCUGCAGAUCUUUGGGCCGCAGGCAUUUGUUUGCAUAUAUUUGUCACUGGCAAACUUCCCUUCUACAACACGAUUCCACUGGAUCUCUUUGCAAUGAUUGUUCAUAAAAACGUACAGUAUAAGGGCCUGGGCCUCAGURAUUCUUUGGUAGACUUGUUGAAGUGUUGUUUGGAAAAGGAUCCUAACCUACGGGCGGGAGUUGGAGAUUGUCUCCACCAUGCUUUCUUGGAAAAAGCGCGAGAACAACGYAUCCGGGAACUCGGUCCUGAAUUCGAAAGUUCGUUGAGCGUUAUUCAWAUUAGCGAAGAGGACAUACGGAUGGCCUUUCGAACUGUCACAAGUGUUCCSGGUCAAAUCAUGCGGWCUGCUAGCAAGAAAAUACAAGAAGGACUGGCGCACACUCGAGAGAACCUGAGAGCACGUAUCCCUUCGUUGGCAUCAACCAAUAAUUCAGGAGACGAACAAAGUACCGCCUCGAAGAAUAACAUCAAUAUGAGUGCUACGAUCAGCGACCCUAAUAACGGAAACAGCAUCUCAACUAACAAGCACAGCAAUCAUGUUGUAUUUUACAGUCGGCAGGCAUCGGGCGACUCAAUUAAUUCACUCCCUUUUUCCGAUAAAAAGGAAAAACUCAAAUAUGGAAGCAAAUCCGACGCAAUGKCUGAUGCCAAUAGAAUAGUGAUUCGUAAAAAUGGAAACGAAUCCGAAACGGAUACCCAUGUAAGUCGUCUAUCGUCUGGAAUCUCACUUGGGAGCACUGGUACCGAUGACCUGCCCACGAAAGAAAUGUCUUCGCGAGUAUCGUUCGGAAGUAGCAACGCCGACGAUUUAGACAUGAUGCGCUUGGAAGAAAACGGUGAUCAAAAGGACGAUAAUGCCGAGGAGAGAGGCGAAUGCCCUGGUAGCAAUGACAAACACSAACAAAGCAAAAUAUCAAAGGGAUCCUUGAAGAAUUCUCAUUUCGUUUCUUCCAAUGAUCUCCAAGAAAUAGCAAAAAAGCAUUCAACGAUUUACAAGCCAGAGGAUCACCCGACGACGGUGUCACGUACAUACAAUGAUUUCCCAAGURUCUCAACUGCCUGCCUCUCUGAAGAAGGGAUUGCAUUGGAUCAGGAUGAAGAAAACGAUGUAAAUUUAGGAUGUUUAAUUCAAUAACGAUUCACUCUAUUUUUCACUCUAUUCUCUUCGAUUCUUCUUCUAUGAUCAAUCGAAUCAUUUAACAUUGARCCCCCCACUAAUUGAUUUUUUUGCUGCCUCUCUUUCGUCAAACAUGGAGAUUCUAAGAAGAGUACUUUUUAUCAUCGAUCGUCAAUCAGAUCGUCGAAUCCCAACUCGUACAAACUAUUUGCGCGAGAAGCCUCCUGAAGAGGCGCUGGUUUCGAUGGCGGUUUCUUGUCAGUGUCAACAUCAUUGCUAUUGUUUAACGGAUUUGAAGAAUCACCAAUGAGAUCAUUGAAUCCAAAAACGCCCAAACUGGUUUCACGAGCUCCUCUCGUUAGAUGUUGUGGCUUUAGAUCCCCGGGUUCCAAAAAAUCAAUUGAUGUCGUUCGACCAUCCAUAGAUAAUGGUUCUAGGUUAGCUGCUUCAGGCACAGGGCUUCCCAAACGAAUAUCUUCGGUGGUUUUUUGUAUUGCUUGCAUGUCUCGGUUAAAAACUUCAGGGGCAUACUGUUGUUUCAGCCGGUUUGAGGUUGCACUUUGGUCCCGGCUCAAGGUUGCUCGUUUUAAUUUAUGA